Jatropha curcas is the source of this 830-nucleotide messenger RNA. RefSeq names its product cyclin-B1-2. Gene Ontology annotation, cellular component: nucleus; cytoplasm. Gene Ontology annotation, biological process: proteasome assembly. The record is from RefSeq and is a predicted model, not a curated record. NCBI's taxonomy places the organism in Eukaryota, Viridiplantae, Streptophyta, Magnoliopsida, Malpighiales, Euphorbiaceae.
GAAUAGAUCCUAAUUAGUGAUAAACUGAUUUUAUUUGCCGAACUCUAUUCGGACCGAACCAUCUACGGGUGCUCUUUUAGGUUCUUGCUUGAACGCAAAGCCAGUUCAUAGAGAAUAGAAGGCAGCUCAUAUAGAGAAACACAAUAAAAGCAGUUUCACAGGAAGAGAAAGAAGAAGAACAAGUAUUGGGAAGAAUGGAAGCGCCAAAAUCAAUUGCUCAUGAAAUCGGGGGCAUCCAAAACGAUGCUCUUCGAUUCGGCCUUCAUGGCGUCAAGAGCGACCUCGUCGGAGCUCACCCUCUCCAAACAGCCUACCAAUCGUCCAGGAAAACCCAAGAGGAGAUGAAUAGAAAAAUCCUUGCAAACACGUAUGGGUCAGCCUUCCCGUUGAAGAUGGAUCUUGAUAGGCAAAUUCUUUCCCGUUUUCAGAGGCCACCAGGACCAAUUCCAUCUUCAAUGCUAGGACUUGAAGCUCAUACAGGAAGCUUGGAUGAUUUUGGUUUUGAGGAUUAUUUGAACGAUCCUCGCGAAUCUGAAACUCACCGGCCUCUCGACAUGCAUCAUGGUAUGGAAGUACAACUUGGACUUUCCAAGGGACCAGUGUAUCCCAGUUUCAUAUAGUGCAACCAUAUAGCCAAUGCCUAAAGAGUUCAAAACAGUACUUCAUUUUAUGUCAAUUGCUGGUGGACUUUGUUGUUGAUGUUCUUAGUAUUAUGAUCUGUUGAACUUAUCAUACACUCUGAGACCAUAACAAUUUUAUUGUUGUCAUGUUGCCAAAUCUGGUUUAAGUUGCUUUAUGUUUUUAUUUUAUCACCCCUUAUUGCAUUUGAA